Molecule: messenger RNA, 3048 nt
Organism: Scophthalmus maximus (turbot)
Lineage: Eukaryota; Metazoa; Chordata; Actinopteri; Pleuronectiformes; Scophthalmidae
Product: transmembrane protein 151B
Exons: 3
Coding region: 532-2301 (589 amino acids)
Source: RefSeq, a predicted model, not a curated record
GGAAGAGUUUUGAUGUUACACCCGACCUCGCCUUCAAAAUAAAAGCUCUGGGAAGGAAAGAGGCCCCGUCGACUUCCUCCACCACUACACCCCGUCCGCCCAGCAGCAUUCAGAUGAGGACAAUGGACAAUCGGAGCCUGGGGUGAACACAGUGCAGUGUCGUUUACUUAUUUAUGAUGCAUGCAAGGUUUUAUUAGGCGACUUCGACUGCAGAGCAUCGACCACUGUCAACAAGCCCCCCACCGACUGACUACAUCAUGGUGAACCUUUGCUGCCUCUGCUGCGGUGAAAUCCCUCAGCCCCGCCCCCCUGCGUCCGGCCAGGCGGGUGGACCACCGCGGGAACCCCGCUCCUCCGUGCAGCAGCAGCCGCAGCCGCAGCAGCAGCCUGCUGGCUCCGGCCCAGACACCGUGGGGUUGCGAGGGGGCACAAAAAGGGGGCGCGAACGGAGGGAUGUCUAGAGCUGAGCGUGUGAAUGAAAAAGCAGUGAGCUCAUAGUCUGUCUCUCUCUGACAUGCAAAAAAGUGCAGCAUGCUCUCCUCCGACCUGGACUCUGCGGAGGACACGACGGCCAGCGCUCCCAGUGAUGCUGAGGGGGAGGAGAGGGAGCCGGAGGAGCCGGAGCAGGAGCAGGAGCAGGGCCCCCCGGCUGAGAGUGAUGUCCCGGAGGAGCAGCGUCCGGUGCAACAGUCCCUGGGCGCUUGCGUCUGCCGGGAGUCCCAUUGGCGCUGCCUGCUGCUGUCUCUGCUCAUGUACAGCUGCGUGGGCGUGGUGGCCUGGUGUCAGCUCACCCGGGUCACCAAGAUCAGCUUCAACUCCGCCCUCACCUCCUCCUUCACGGCCUCCUUCACCUCCUCCCUUCGAGGCGCGUCUGGGAUGGGCGUUGGGGGACACUCCAUGAUCUACCACGACAGCCCCUGCUCUGACGGCUACAUCUACAUCCCGCUGGCCUUCCUGCUCAUGCUUUACGUGUUGUACAUGGUGGAGUGCUGGCACUGCAGAGCCAGGAGCGAGCUCCAGUGCGAGGCGAAUGUAGACAGUGUGUAUGAGCGCGUGCUGCGGAUGCAGCAGGCCCAGCCCUGCAUAUGGUGGAAGGCUAUCAGCUACCAUUUUGUCCGACGGACCCGGCAGGUCACCCGAUACCGUAAUGGGGACGCGUACACCAGCACGCAGGUGUACCACGAGAGAGUGAACACACAUGUUGCAGAGGGGGAGUUUCACUAUGGCCAUUGUGGGAUGAAAGAUGUGUCGCGCGACCUCAGAGGCCUGGAGGGGCAUCCAGCAACUCGCCUGCGCUUCACGAAGUGUUUCAGCUUCACAGAGGCGGGUCCAGAAAACGAUUACCUCAACCAGAGAGCCAGGUUCUUCUCUGAAAUCGAGGGUUUGGACGAUUACAUGGAAGCCAGGGAGGGGAUGCAGCUGAAGAAUGUGGACUUCAGAGAAAACCUGAUCGCCUUUGUCGACCCAGAGAGGAUGCCAUGGUACAAUUCCCAGGUUGCCUUCUGGCUCACAGCUCUGUUCAUGCUUUCCUGGCCUCUGAGAGUGCUCAUAGAGUAUCGCACUGCAUAUGUCCACUACCGCAUAGAGAAACUAUUUGGGUUAGAGUACAGUCACAGCAGCCCGUCUCCUCUGGAUGAAGACACGCCUGUGGGGAAUAAUACUGGUUGUUCUAUUCCACGAGUGGACACACUGGACAGCACUGAAAUGGAGUGGCACAUACGCUGCAACCGCCAGGUGAUCCCCAGCUACUCAGAGGCCAUGUUGAUAAACAUGAGCACAGCAGACUCUAACUCACUGCAUGACACUGAAUGCACCUCUUCUUCAAACUGCUUCCUGUUGGACGGCAGCCAGGCUCAGAGCUACGGCGCUCUCCAAGGCCAGGGCGAGUGCGAGCAAUGCAGCGAGCUGCCGGAGCGAGGAAACGGGGCAGGCAGGCAGAGGACCAUCACCAGCUCCAGCUGCUCCUCCAUCUUCUCCUGUCGGGGUGCUCUGUUCCAGUCCCACCUCUCUUCGGACACGUCUCGCUUGUCCCUCUGCCGCAUGUACGGCUCCCAACGCACCGUGGCUCUGUGGAGAAGCCACAGCAGCAACCUGACGGAGCCCUGCUGCGUGGACGAGCAGUGCUGCAGGUCCGACUCCAGCCAGCUGGCCCUCAGCGACAGUCCGCCCACGUACAGGGACGCUCGCUUCUUUCCAGUUCUGAUUGUGCAUCGGUCCGAGUGCUGUGGCAGCGAGGAUGGGAGGGAGGUGAGGCGCUAUUACAUUCGGAGAGGGUCAUCCUGUGUGGAGACGUCUCUGUGAAGGAUGAAGAUGAAAAGAGACAGACUGGAAAAAAUCUGCUCAAAUAUGAAGCAAAGGAAGAACUGCAGGUGUGAUGCAUCUAAGUGCAUUGGGACACUCACCUUGCCAUUGUGUGUGUGUGUGUGUGUGUGUGUGUGUGUGUGUGUGUGUGUGUGUGUGUGUGUGUGUGUGUGUGUGUGUGUGUGUGUGUGUGUGUGUGUGUGUGUGUGUGUGUGUGUGUGUGUGUGUGUGUGUGUGUAAAUAAUACCUGUCUGAUGAAGAUGGUGCGUACAUGCCUUUGAUACAUGACACUGCAUGAUCUGUCAUUCCCACAGUUCAUCACAGACACUUCUGGAAAUGGUCUCCCUUCGAGGCGUAUGUAAGAAUAUAAAUGAGGAAAAGAAAAAGUUGCAUGUUGUUACCAAAGGUAUUGUCUUUUUGUGUUAUUCAUAUACAGCAAGGUGAAACCAAAGACAUGUUCUGCUUUUUGUUUUGUUUCUUAUUAUUUACAAAGCAUUUGUCCAUGAGAGAUAUGCAGAGUGGAGAACGUGAAAUGAAUGUUAAUCUACAGGAAAUAAAGAUUGGUUCUGGAGUAUUUCAUUUUAACUGUUUACCUGUACCUGUCAGAUUGAAAUGGAUGUUUUCAAAGUGGAAUUGUAUAAGGAGAAGUCUGUAAAGGUAACAUCCCAGCAUGGUAUUGUGGCUUGACUUGACUCUCUCACUCUCUCAAAUAAGUUAAUUAAAAAAAAGUUUAAAGACAGAACCAUA